AUGUUCUGCCCUUGGACUUCGACUAAUACGAUUGGUUCAGUCCGCAGCGCCUGGCGAUGCGCUGGUCUCGGGGCGAAAUCCACAGGCAGCUGCAGCAGCAGCAGUACCGGCAGCGGCAAGCCCCAGGGGAACAGCUUCUUUUCCAGACAGCAGCGGACCUCCCAAAUCGCCCACGGAACGCAGUGGCCUGCUACGCGUCCAGACCCACAGCCGGCGCUUCCAGGGAAGCGCCUGCCCGUCAGAGACGGAGCAGAUGCCGCCGUACCGGAGGCCCACAAGGUGUUUGACGAGGUGGUUAUCAUCGUCAAGAGCGGUCGCGGCGGCAAUGGGGAGGUGGUCCCGGCGGAUCGCGGUCGCUACGUGCCCAACCACAAAUACAAACCUGGCGGCAAUCAGCCCAAGCAGAUCUGGCUGCCCGCAAGCGACCCCGGUGACGGCGCUGAUGGGGGCGAUGUGGUGCUGGUGUGCGACUCCGGAGUGGAUUCCCUGCUACACCUGCACCAACAGAAAGACCAAAAACGGAGCCAACAACGCCAGGGAGGGGGAAAAGCGGGUACUGGUGGGGGCGGUGGGGGCGUAGUGGCGGGUACGUUUUGCGCCUCCGACGGCGCCAAUGCCAAUCCCAACACGGGGAGUGGGGGCCCCAAGAAGAACAAGGAGAUAAAGAAGGCGCUCACUCCCUCCCUGGAGAUUCCCGUACCUCCGGGUACGGUAGUGAAGCGCCGGGGCACGGGGGCCUUAUUGGGGGAGCUACUGCAGCCAGGUCAGCGGUUGACCGUUUCCAAGGGUGUCGAGGUUGUGGACGUGGAGGACCCGGGCUGGGUAUCUGACAGUCGCGGCCAGCCGGGUCACCAGCUCACGCUCACCCUCACACUGCGAGUGGUGGCGGACGUGGGGCUGGUGGGCUUCCCCAAUGCGGGCAAGAGCUCGCUGCUCAAGGCUCUCACCCGCGCCUCCCCCGCCAUCGCCCCCUACCCCUUCACCACGUUGAUGCCCAAUUUGGGGGUGUUGUCAGCCGGGGGAGGAGCUACUCGGGCGGUGCUGGCGGACCUGCCGGGGCUCAUUGAAGGUGCUCACAAAGGCCGGGGUCUGGGCCGCAAUUUCCUACGUCAUCUUCGUCGUACACGAGCGCUCCUCCAUGUCGUGGAUGCCUCGGGACCCGACCCUGCCACGGACUACUACGCGGUACGGGAGGAGCUUCGGAUGUACAACCCGGAGUACUGUGCCCGGCCCCACGUCGUGGCGCUCAACAAGACGGACCUGCUACAGCCCCGGCUGCUGCCGCUACAGCAACCAGAUCGACAGGACGGGCAGUCGCAGCAGCAGCAGCAGCAGCAGGGGGCUCCGAAGGAGGAUGCUGCAGCCGUGACCCAGAUGGAGCCAUCGUCAACGUCGUCGUUGCCCUCGGCGGCGGGGGGCUGGACUGAGGACGUGUACGGCGAGGCCGGCUACAGCGGCUUUGAGGGGGGCCCAUCAGGGCGGAGGCCCUCCGGAUCCAUCAUGCAGGUCCAUGACGUACUGGACGAGCUGGAACAGUCGUUUUGGGACGAGCAUGCGCCGGCUGGAGCCGCCCCGGGCGAUGGCGCGGCCGAUGACGACGAAUGGGUGGAGCUGUCGUCCUUGGACGAGCAGACGCUGGCUGCCCUACUGGACAAGCUGGAGCGCAGCUGCGCCGCCGCCGCCGCCGGCGAGGCCGGCAAGCUGCUUCGUCACCUGGGCCGCGACUUCCAGAUGACCCCACCUUCACCUUCGCCUUCGCUAACAACGACAACAACAACCACAACGACAGCAACCACCGGCAGCCAACAACCAACAGAAACCAUCCGGCAAGACCACCAUGCGCAUCAACCACAGCCAACAACCCAAAAACAACAGCAAGAAAAAGCAGUAACGGUGCAGCCUCACCAGGAAUGGGUGAAGGGGGUAGCAUCCGGACAGGAGGCUGUGGAGGAGGAGGAGGCUGUGGAGGAGGAGGCUGUGGAGGAGGAGGAGGAGGAGGAAGGGGAGGAGCUGGUUCGGAUGGCAGCUCCAGACGAUCCGGAUGUCGGGUUAUUGAAGUUGAGUUUGGAGGAGCUGUUGGCUCUGGAGCGAGAUUGGUGA
Volvox carteri f. nagariensis is the source of this 2100-nucleotide messenger RNA. RefSeq lists its product as uncharacterized. Gene Ontology annotation, cellular component: mitochondrion. The transcript is spliced from 13 exons. Bases 1 to 2100 code for a protein of 699 amino acids. Gene Ontology annotation, molecular function: GTP binding; GTPase activity. NCBI's taxonomy places the organism in Eukaryota, Viridiplantae, Chlorophyta, Chlorophyceae, Chlamydomonadales, Volvocaceae. The record is from RefSeq and is a predicted model, not a curated record.